Fundulus heteroclitus (mummichog) is the source of this 825-nucleotide messenger RNA. RefSeq lists its product as uncharacterized. The transcript has 4 exons. NCBI's taxonomy places the organism in Eukaryota, Metazoa, Chordata, Actinopteri, Cyprinodontiformes, Fundulidae. Gene Ontology annotation, biological process: T cell costimulation; immune response; negative regulation of T cell proliferation. The record is from RefSeq and is a predicted model, not a curated record. Gene Ontology annotation, cellular component: external side of plasma membrane.
AUGGUCGGUGGAAACGUCAGCUUCUACUGUCCUGUAGACGAAACGAAAGAAGUUGACAUUGCUGUACUUCCAAAAACCUAGUAACCGACAGUUUUCCUUAAUGGAUACUAUUCUACAAAACCCAUAAAAACAACACAAAACAACACAAAAUUGGACCUAAACAAAACAAUAAUGUACAUGUUUGAUCUAAAGUUGUCUGACAGUGGAGACUACGAAUGUUAUUAUAUGUAUGCCAAUACAAAUAUGGUUAAGCCAGCGAGGGUUGAGAUGCAUCUUACUGUCACAGCCCUCUUCAGUAAACCUGUAAUCUCAAAAACCUGUGAUGAAAGAAACGGCUACCCAUUGGACUGUCAUGUGAAAUGUGAAUCACAUAACGGGUUACCGAAGAAACAAAUAAAGUGGAAUGUACCUGAAAAUAGUAGCAGAGACUUGUUGAAGGAAACCAGAAUGGAUGAAGUACCGUCCAAUGCAGGGCUGGUUAAUAUCUCCAGCACUGCGUACUUUAACUGCUCUGUUGAUAACCUGACGGUGUCCUGCUCGGUGGAUGGCUUCACCUCAGAUAACAUCUCCGUGUGUCCUUCUAAGCCCCCCCCUGACAAGCCUGGCCCGUCCAUUGUUCAUGUAGCUGCAGGAGUUGUUUGUACUCUUGUGGUUGUGCUGUCAUUGGUUUUGUACAUUACAUUAAGAAAGAGAAACAAAUCCUGCUUCUCUGCGAAAGCCUCCGAAGUUUGUUUGAGAGCAUCGGGAACAAAGGGCAUCAAGAAGGCCAAGGAACACAGCGGUGAGAGACAGGAGAAAGUGGUGGAGCAAUUUAAAGCGGGGUAA